CUGAGUUUGUUUCUCUUUCAUAGGUAUCCACAUCGCAAGUACUCCUCCUCUGCAUCUAAUUUUUUGGGUCAGCAUCUUCAUCAUUUUUCCUCCACUUCAGUUCAGGAAACAUGGUGCUUGAAGUGGUUAAUGUGAGCGAAUUCCAACACUUAGCUAAACAAAUUCUUCCAAAAAUGCAUUAUGACUACUUUAGUGGAGGUGCAGAGGAUGAAAAUACAUUAAGAGAAAAUGUGGAAGCAUUCCGUAGAAUCACGUUUCGACCAAGAGUUCUUAUUGAUGUGAGUAAAAUAAAUCUAUCGACAAGCAUAUUGGGAUACAAUAUGUCAUCGCCAAUUAUGGUUGCUCCAACUGCAUUCCAUUGCUUAGCUCAUUCUGAAGGAGAAGUUGCAACAGCCAAAGCUGCAGCUGCAUCUAAUACAAUUAUGGUAUUAUCCUUUUCUUCAACUCGCACAAUAGAGGAAGUUGCUUCUAGCUGCAAUGGUAUUCGGUUCUACCAGUUAUACGUAUACAAAAGAAGAGAUGUUUCAGCUACACUAGUGCAGAGAGCUGAAAGAAACGGAUUCAAGGCUAUUGUUUUAACGGUAGACACUCCAAAACUUGGUCGAAGAUGGGCAGACAUAAAGAACAAGAUGGUUUCACCCCAAUUGAAGAACUUUGACGGUCUGUUGUCAACUGAAGUGGUUUCUGUGAAAAUGGGUGAAACCUUGAAGCUUUUGCCACUCAAACGCUUAGAUUCUUCUUUAAAUUGGAAUGACAUAGAAUGGUUGAAGUCUAUAACAAACUUACCGAUUCUUCUGAAAGGGGUGGUAACAGCUGAAGACGCUAUAAAAGCUGUAGAAGUAGGGGCCUCUGGUGUUAUUGUAUCAAACCAUGGAGCUCGUCAACUUGAUUUUGCUCCAGCCACUAUUUCCGUUCUCGAAGAGGUUGUCCAAGCUGUUGGAGGAAGAAUUCCUGUUCUCUUGGAUGGUGGGAUUCGACGUGGAACUGAUGUAUUCAAAGCUUUAGCCCUUGGAGCUCAAGCUGUUCUUAUUGGCAGGCCAGUGAUCUACGGGUUAGCAGCAAAGGGACAGCACGGGGUAACACGUGUCAUUGAGAUGCUGCGGGAUGAACUUGAGCUAACCAUGACCUUGUGUGGAUGCUGUUCUGUGAAGGAAAUAACUAGAAAUCAUGUACGCACAGAACGAGAGAAAUUGCGAUCGUUGCUCUAAAUACCUAAGAAACAGCUCAUUUGUAACGCGAUUCCAACACCUAAUAAAUUUCCAAAGAUAAGUAUUCGCACCUAAAACAGAUUGUCCACUUAAAUGAGAAAGUCAGACUCUUAAUU
Papaver somniferum (opium poppy) is the source of this 1324-nucleotide messenger RNA. RefSeq names its product peroxisomal (S)-2-hydroxy-acid oxidase GLO4-like. Gene Ontology annotation, molecular function: oxidoreductase activity; FMN binding. Lineage: Eukaryota; Viridiplantae; Streptophyta; Magnoliopsida; Ranunculales; Papaveraceae. The record is from RefSeq and is a predicted model, not a curated record. The transcript is spliced from 12 exons. Bases 111 to 1208 code for a protein of 365 amino acids.